AUGCCUCCGGAUAUGUCAUUAUCAACGCCUUUGACUCAAUUAUUGGGCAUGAAGCAUCCAGUGAUUUCCGCUGGCAUGUAUGUUGCUGGAGGACCAGAGCUUGUGGCUGCUGUGAGCAAUGCUGGCGGACUUGGUGUCAUUGGUGGACUCUAUUUUACGCCAGAUGAGCUGAGAACGACCAUUCGAGAAGUGAAGAUUCGACUCCAGGACUCAUCACUUCCAUUCGGAGUGAGCCUUCUUUUGCCCCAAGUUGGUGGAUCAGCACGAAAAACAAAUAGGGAUUACACCGGAGGCAAAUUGAAUGAGCUUAUUGACAUUGUUGCUUGCAGCGGCGCCAAGCUAUUCGUUUCCGCAGUCGGUGUUGCUUCCACAGAUGUCGUUGCUAAGCUUCAUGCCAAUGGCGUCUUUUACAUGAAUCUAGUUGGUCACCCAAAACAUGUCGCCAAAGCCUGUGCCGCUGGUGCCGACAUCAUCUGUGCCCAGGGUUCAGAAGCCGGUGGUCAUACUGGGGAGAUCCCAGCUAGUGUCUUGGUGCCGGCUUGCGCUGAUAUGGUGAAAAAGUACAAGUCUCCUUUGACUGGGCAGCCCGUACAGCUCGUCGCUGCUGGAGGAAUUUGCGAUGGCCGAGGAGUUGCCGCAUCCUUCAUGUAUGGAGCUUCUGCCGUCUGGGUCGGGACGAGGUUUGUCACUGCCAAGGAGUCUAGUGCUCUUGAAGAAUCAAAGAAAAUGAUUAUCGACGCAAACUUUGAUAGCACCAUCAGAUCAACUAUUUGGACUGGAAGACCACUGCGCGCGGCUGCUACCCCUUACGUUCGAAACUGGGAAUGUAACCGUAGGCAUGAGCUCGAAGAAUUGCUGUCCAAAGGUAUCGUACCCAUGGACCAUGAGAUCCAAAAGAUUCGCGGAGCUGGCGGUGUCCCCACAGAGAUCCUACAGCAGUCGGCGAUGAGACCCAUGAGCAUUGCAUCUGGCCUGAUUAACAAUGGGCAGCAAUCUGCGGCGGACAUAAUCGAAGAGAUGGUAACAGAAGCAGUCCAAUGUCUCAGUGGUGCUAGUAGCUUUCUUGUGAAAUCAGACUAUGUGAAUUGA
This is a messenger RNA of Aspergillus caelatus, 1089 nucleotides long. Its product is annotated as NAD(P)H-dependent flavin oxidoreductase. Lineage: Eukaryota; Fungi; Ascomycota; Eurotiomycetes; Eurotiales; Aspergillaceae. Gene Ontology annotation, molecular function: nitronate monooxygenase activity; oxidoreductase activity, acting on the CH-CH group of donors. The coding region runs from base 1 to 1089 and encodes 362 amino acids. The transcript is spliced from 7 exons. The record is from RefSeq and is a predicted model, not a curated record. Gene Ontology annotation, biological process: 'de novo' pyrimidine nucleobase biosynthetic process.